Molecule: messenger RNA, 1218 nt
Organism: Electrophorus electricus (electric eel)
Lineage: Eukaryota; Metazoa; Chordata; Actinopteri; Gymnotiformes; Gymnotidae
Product: glycine N-acyltransferase-like protein 3
Cellular component (GO): mitochondrion
Molecular function (GO): glycine N-acyltransferase activity
Source: RefSeq, a predicted model, not a curated record
CAGAAUUUCCGACAGCGCCCGUAAGUGCGCAUGUGUGGUGCGUUCUGCCCGGGCGUCUAAAGAAAGUGGAGCGGGUAAACUGAUCUUCAGAACUUACAGGAAUUUCGAGCUGUGAAGUCCUUGCAGGAGCAAUGAAGACUCUAAACAAGGAACAGAUGAAAAUAGCAGAGGAGACUCUUAAGCAGUUCCUUAUUAAAUCUCAACAGGCAUAUGGAUGUCUUUUCCUGAUAAAUCGAGGACAAGCUGACUGUAUGGAGGUGAUAGUUGACCAAUGGCCAGACUUCAAUGUGCUGUUCAUCAGAUCGAAAUGUCAGGAGCAAGGGGACCUUUUCAGAGAUGUGUCAGUUUUUACCAAAGACGAAGCUUCUCUCAGGAACAUACUGGAAAAUACAGGCUUUUUUGACUGGAAGAAUUACUUUUGUCUAAGUGUUAACACAUGCCAUGAGGAGAUGCUAAAAGCUGUAGCAGCAGCCAAAGGUGUGCCUGAGAACAAACUCACUGUCUGCCACAUGAUGACAUUGCCUGAUCCCUCUAACCUUACAAAUAACAGGGUAUCGGUGCAGUUGUCAUCUCUCAAAGAGUCUCACAUAGAUGUGGUUAAUAGUACCUGGAAGUUUGCUGCUGAAUUCAGCAAACAAAUGAUUAGGAAUAUGAUCAUGAAUUUCCCUUCUUCUUGUGUGCUGGACCCGGACGGUCAUCCAGUUGCAUGGGUACUUACCUACACUUCCUGUGCGAUGGGAAUGUUGUACACCCAGCCUGAGCACAGACGGAAAGGCUAUGCGAAAGCCGUGGUCACCGCACUAGCAAAGAAACUCCAUUCCGAAGGCUACCCAGUGUUCUGCUUCAUCGAGGAAGAGAACCAGCUGUCCUACAGACUCUUUACAAGUCUGGGCUUCACAGAGGACCCCACUUACAGAGUUGCUUGGUAUGGCUUCAAUCAAAAGCAUCCAAUUCCACACUGACUUUGUGCAAUCAGACAUUCUCGUCAUUAUCACAUUAACGUAAAGUGAGGUAAUUGAAGUAAUUGUGAAACUCGUUUUUAUAAUAAUGGGAUGAAAAAACAUGAAUCUUAAGAGAAUAUUAACUUGUAUCAAAUGAGUGAUACAAAUCCUAUUUUAAACCUAUUGCUCCACUGAAUGAACAGAAUACAUUUAUGGCAUUUAGAAGACGCUCUUAUCCAGAGCGACUAACAAAAGUGCUUUGUCAUUUACUCAUAGA